UGUUUUCGUCUGCUUUUUAGUAAUAGUAGAUCGUUAACUUCUUUUGCUUCUCUAUUUUGCAUUUUUGAUGCGCAUAAGGAGUUCUAUAUUGACUACAAAACCGGACUUAAAUGUUCAGCUGGGUGCUUGUGUGUUAGAGUUAACUACUGUUAUUUAAAAAAGAAGCUGUUAACAAUAAAAUCUGGAAAAGAAACUUUCAUAGUCAUAUCUGCCAACAUUUGCAUCUGUUCAAACUAGUUUUUCACUUCAGUUCAACUCCAAUUAGGCAGAAAGACAGAUUGGUAUGGCUGGGACUGAAGAUUAUUCAUUCUAUUACAGUUUAGAAAACUCUCCCUUUUGGAUAAAGAAGGCUGAUUCUACUGCUUCUACUGAAAUAGAUGGAAGGAUACAACACUGGGAAAGCAAACUAAUUGCUUCACCAAAAUCCCAAAAUGAUAUGAUAGACUUCAAUAGAAUUCCAAACCCCAGUUUUGGCAUAAUGAGGAUUGCUGCGGAAAAUUUGCUGUGCCAUCCAUUUUUAGUGUUGCGUAGACAGUGCCAGGUUAACGUGUUUUCUAGAAAAUACCAUGCACUACCUUUCAGUCUUGUUCCGGUUGUCAUUAGACUGCAUCAACGACAGAGCAUGACAGUCUUAUGGAAAGGAAUUGGCAGUGCAUUAAUUGUAAAAGGGCUGACCUUAGCUGUUGAAGAUGUCCUCAGCAAAAUAACACCAUGGCCAAAAGAAAUAGAUCGUCACAGCUCACUUAAAGCAAUUGGGCAUCAUAUUCUUCUAAAAAGUGUUAGUCUAGCAGUGGUGAUCCCUUUUUAUGCAGCAAGCGUCGUUGAAACUGUACAGUCUGAUAUUGCCAGUGAAAAACCGGGUAUCUUCGACGUUUUUCAAGAAGGAAUCUAUCGCUUUCUAAGUUGGUCUGCGCCUCAAACAGGUCGUCUUUUGCCUAUUUGGAUAAUUCUGUGUCCUGCCGUUUUGUGUGGAACGGUUCAUUAUAUCAUUUCGGUCCUUUCUGCUGGAUUGACGCGCUGGGGAAUGACUUCAGCUAAAAAACGAAAUCAACGUAAACAGGGUGCUCUUUCUAAAGAAGUGAGUUUUGUGGAGGCAAACGACCUUGAUAUGUCUUCCAAAUUUGCUGGUUCUUUGGUAGCUGACGUUCUUCUGUUUCCAUUUGAGACGGUCCUCCAUAGGCUGCACAUUCAAGGGACGCGUACGAUCAUUGAUAAUUUGGACACUGGUGCGUCUGUCAUACCAAUUCUAACGCGUUACGAUGGCUUCUUUGACUGCUGGAAUACAAUCACUCGCGAAGAAGGCGGCUGGGGUUUGUAUAAAGGCUUUGGAGCCUUGCUUCUGCAAUACGCUCUCCAGCUUAGCAUUAUCAAAGGCUCAUUGUUCACCUUUUACCACAUGGGAGAUUUAUUUAAAUCCACCGGCGUCCAGCCUACGUCACCGAGGAAUCAAGCCACCUUAGUAGAUCGCAAAGACAGAAGUCCUAAGGCUUCAUCUGCAUCUCUGGGAGGUACCCAACUGCAACAGCAGUUUAAUUAGCAACAACUAAGCUAGUCUAAUCAACUAAAAUAUUGUAAAUAUUUACAAUCAUCGUGCAGUAGAUAGGCAAAGUCUAUUUAGUUUGUUAGAAUGGGGAAUGUUGAAUUAAAUGCUGUACUUGAGAUCAGAA
This is a messenger RNA of Daphnia magna, 1667 nucleotides long. Its product is annotated as solute carrier family 25 member 46. Bases 284 to 1537 code for a protein of 417 amino acids. Gene Ontology annotation, biological process: mitochondrial membrane fission; mitochondrial fission. The record is from RefSeq and is a predicted model, not a curated record. Gene Ontology annotation, cellular component: mitochondrial outer membrane. The transcript has 8 exons. NCBI's taxonomy places the organism in Eukaryota, Metazoa, Arthropoda, Branchiopoda, Diplostraca, Daphniidae.